AUGCCUGUCGACAGUCCGUCCAAUGAGGUUUCGUGGAAUUUGGUACUCGAUAACAUAGACGACUGGGGUGUCAUUAAAGACUUCUGGCCAACAACUGGCCCCGGAUCCGUGCUCAUCACCAGCCGUGAUCCACUGGCAAGAUGGCACAUUUACACUGACCAGCGAGGUUUAGAUCUCGAUCCAUUCUCUGCAUCAGAAUCUGUCAAAUUACUCAAGACCUACUCCCAAGCUUCCUUCAGGAGCUUGUAG
Cadophora gregata is the source of this 249-nucleotide messenger RNA. RefSeq lists its product as uncharacterized. The transcript has a single exon. NCBI's taxonomy places the organism in Eukaryota, Fungi, Ascomycota, Leotiomycetes, Helotiales, Ploettnerulaceae. The coding region runs from base 1 to 249 and encodes 82 amino acids. The record is from RefSeq and is a predicted model, not a curated record.